AAAGCAGCUGCUGCUAGGAGUCAAGACCCUGUAGGCAGCGCCACUGGUAUUGCUGCUGCUUCAGGCAAACUGACCAGCACCGUGUCAGGCCUUGGCCCCUCCCCGGGAGCGAGUGCUCUGGCUUUCCCACACUCCAGCAGCUUGGGCGUGUUCAUGCGCAGAGGAAUUAAGGAUCUGCACAUUUCCCCCUUCUGCUGCCCAGUUAUCUCAGUGCCUGUCAAUUGGUAUCUGCGUGUAUUAUCCUGUCUGUAAAACAAAUCAAAAUUCAUUAGAGAAACUAAAUUUCCAAGGCGGGUUGUGUUACAGUCUGGACCGUCAUAAACUCAAGUCAAUUCUUGCUAUUAAGUUCUGGCAGGUUGAUUGUAUAAGUGAUUGAUCAUCUUCUGAAGUAAUAAACUAGCGAUGAAUCAACAUGCAGAGAUACAGUAGGCAUGGUGAAGGAGAUAGCGGCAUUAGCAAUUGAUCUGUGGUCAAUUUUUCACGUGUCUGAGGGGACAUGAAGCACAUUGGAUUAUGCAUAAUUUGGCUUUGGAUGGCAAUUCUCUUCCUCCUUCCUGUUUCAACUUACAUGGCAGCCACUGAUAAGACAGUUACAGUGUGUCCUAUAAUGAGACCAAGUGGACAUCAGCUUAGACAUAUCUAUAAAGAAAAUCUUGAUGUUUCAGGUUUUGAUCUAGCAGAAAGCUUUUCUCUGAGACAGGCAUCUUGUGGAGGUGAAAAAACCUGUUUUAAACUGGGAAGCACACCUCUUAUCAGAGACACUCGGCAAGUAUUUCCAAAUGGGCUUCCUGAAGAAUACUCUUUAAUAGCCACAUUCCGUGUAAGACGAAACACCAGAAAGGAACGGUGGCAUAUAUGGCAAAUUUUAAAUCAGUAUGACACCCCACAGGUGUCUGUCAUUGUUGAUGGUUCAAAAAAAGUUGUGGAAUACAUAGCCAAAUCUGCUCAGGGAAAUGUGCUACACCACACCUUUAAAAAUCGGGAAAUUUAUCCUCUCUUUGAUCGGCAGUGGCAUAAGGUUGCCGUUAGUAUACAGUCAAGGAUUGUCUCGCUCUAUGUGGAUUGUAACUUAAUUGAGAGAUGGCAGACUGAUCUAAAAGACUCUAUUGACUUUCAAGGACAGACUUUCAUUGCUGCUCGAGCUGCAGAUGACAAGCCUGUAGAUAUUGAACUUCGCCGCAUAACAAUUUAUUGUAACCCAAAAUUUGCAGCUCAAGAGACCUGUUGUGAAAUAUCUGAGGGCAUGUGCCCACUGGAGGAGAGUUUCAUUACUACUUCUUCGUCACCAGUGACUGUUCGUGUCAACAAAAUACAUGCUCUUCCAGUAACACAGCAGGAGUCUAAAGACCAAUGCCUCUGCUUUCCAAACAAAGGUGAAGCAGGAUUGCCAGGAGUAGCUGGUUUGCCAGGUCAGAAAGGAGAUAAAGGAGAAAAGGGUGAAGUUGGUGUUAAAGGAGAAAAUGGUGUUUCUGGGCUUCCUGGGGAAAAGGGGGAAGAUGGCUUAGUAGGUGUUCCUGGCCUUCCUGGUUCCAAGGGAGAACGUGGCUUUGAGGGUAAUAAAGGAGAAGAAGGUGAAAAGGGUGAGAAGGGAGAUCAAGGAGAACCAGGACCUGAAGGCAUGCAUGGAAAAGAUGGCUUAAAAGGUGAUCCUGGUGAUCCUGGUCUGGCUGGUCCUAAGGGAGAAAAGGGAGAUGAAGGGCCUCCAGGACAAGCUGCUUUACAGGGUUUGCCAGGGGUAGAAGGUCCUCCAGGUCCACCAGGGAAAGAAGGUCAGAGGGGAAGGCGAGGUAAACCAGGACUCCCUGGUAAACCAGGAUCACCAGGACCUCCGAAAAGUCAGCGUUGUGGGACUCAAUCAGGUCACAGGCAUUGGAAGAGUGAUGCAGGACAACUAGGAUUACCUGAGGCUGCUGGACAUAAAGGACAAAAGGGAGAAAUUGGCCGGCAAGGAGAAAUGGGCUUAACUGGUGCAAAAGGUGAAAAGGGAGAGUCUUCUGAAAAAGGAGAAAAGGGGGAUCCAGGGGAAAUUGGAAUGAAAGGAUCACAAGGAAUUAAGGGUGAAACAGGAGAUCGUGGUCCUCCUGGACUCACUGGAAAUCCAGGACCAGAGGGACUGCAAGGUCCUCCAGGACCCAUUGGACCCAGAGGACAUCCAGGAGAAGUCGGUUUACCAGGAGAGCCUGGGAUACCAGGAAAACCAGGAAUUAAAGGAGAAAAGGGUGAUUCUGGUGGAAUUACAGGGCCUCCUGGACAUCCAGGUCCAAAAGGUGAGACAGGACCCCCUGGGCCAAGUCUGCCUGGGAAACCAGGUCUGGCUGGCACUCCUGGAACCCCAGGUCCACGAGGGCCUAAGGGUGAAAGAGGAAUGCCUGGCGUACAAGGGUCCCCUGGAGAGAUGGGGCCACUCGGAAUAGGAAUUCAAGGACCCCCUGGUCCUAAAGGUCCAUUUGGGGAACCAGGUGCACAGGGCCCUAGAGGACCCCCUGGAUUACCUGGAAUUCCAGGUACCCCAGGUGCUGAUGGUGCUCCGGGACCAGAUGGGAAGCCAGGACUUCCUGGUCCUCCAGGUGACCCAAUUGCACUUCCACUUUUGGGAGACAUGGGUGCUUCAUUGAAGGGUGAUACUGGGCCAAGAGGUCCUCCAGGAGUCCCUGGCAGGGAGGGGCCAAAGGGAAGCAAAGGUGAACGUGGAGUUCCUGGACUCUCUGGAGAGAAAGGUGAUGAGGGUCUUCAAGGUAUUCCAGGACUCCCUGGUCUAACAGGACCUAGUGGACCUUCUGGAGCAGUAGGAAGACCUGGACAUCCCGGUCCAGUUGGGGCAAAAGGUGAAAAGGGUAAUGAGGGUUCUCCUGGAAAGCCUGGAUCACCUGGACCUCCAGGUAUGCCAUACAAUGAAAGGAAUGGAAUGAGCAGCUUAUAUAAGCUACAGGGAGGUGUAAGCGUUGCUACUUAUCCCGGUCCGCCGGGCCCUCCUGGUCCAAAAGGUGAUCCUGGCACAAUGGGAGAACCAGGUCCAAUGGGACUACCUGGACUAGAGGGAUUUCCAGGAGAAAAGGGAGAUCAGGGACCUGUUGGUUCACCAGGAGCACCAGGGUUACCAGGAAAGACUGGAUCUCCAGGACCACCGGGAAUGCCAGGGGAACCAGGUGAAAGAGGCCCUGUAGGAGACAUUGGCUUUCCGGGGCCAGAAGGGCAAUCUGGAAUACCAGGAAUAAAUGGAAAAGAUGGAUUGCCAGGACCUCAGGGUCUGAUGGGAAGAGCAGGUGACAGAGGUCCCAAAGGAGAACGUGGAGAUCAAGGUAUUCCAGGGGACAGAGGUCCACAAGGUGAAAGAGGAAAACCUGGCCUUCCAGGAGAAAAGGGGGGUAUAGGACCUUCUGGACCACCAGGAGACAGGGGCUAUCCAGGAUCACCAGGUCAUCAGGGUUCCCCAGGUUCCCCAGGUCCUCCAGGUUUUCCGGCUGACACAGUUUCAUUUGAAGAAAUGAAAAAAUACAUCAAACAAGAGGUUCUUAGAGUUUUUGAAGAGAGGAUGGCUCAGUUUGUAUCCCAACUGAAGCUUCCAGCUGCAAUGUUAGCUUCCCACGGUCAUGGGAAACCAGGACCACCAGGAAAAGAUGGAUUACCAGGGCCACCAGGAGAACCUGGACCUCAAGGUUACAGAGGACAGAAGGGGGAAAGAGGAGAGCCUGGUAUUGGACUCCCAGGUAAUCCUGGUCCACCUGGCCCUUCAGCCACUGGUGUGCCAGGCCUCCCAGGCACUCCAGGAUCACCAGGUCCCCAGGGGCCUCCAGGGCCGAGCGGAAGGUGCAACCCAGCAGAUUGUUACUAUCACGUAUCUCAGGCUCGACAGCGUGCCAGUGGGAAAUAAACAUCCCUCC
Messenger RNA from Mauremys reevesii (Reeves's turtle), 3881 nucleotides. RefSeq names its product collagen type XIX alpha 1 chain (gene COL19A1). Lineage: Eukaryota; Metazoa; Chordata; Testudines; Geoemydidae. The record is from RefSeq and is a predicted model, not a curated record. The coding region runs from base 497 to 3871 and encodes 1124 amino acids. The transcript has 51 exons.